Neurospora hispaniola is the source of this 1464-nucleotide messenger RNA. RefSeq lists its product as uncharacterized. Bases 235 to 1104 code for a protein of 289 amino acids. NCBI's taxonomy places the organism in Eukaryota, Fungi, Ascomycota, Sordariomycetes, Sordariales, Sordariaceae. The transcript is spliced from 3 exons. The record is from RefSeq and is a predicted model, not a curated record.
GUAUAAAGGAUCGAUCUUUCCCGUCAACACACAUCAUUCAAACAGCGUGGCUUGGCGUUGCCAAUCUUGCCAAACGUUCUUGUCGGAAAACGAUAUAUCUCCAUCUCGAAGACGCUGUGAGAAGGGUAUGGAAGCCACCAAGGGCUUGCUCACAAACGAUACGUCACUGCACACACGCAACAACAAGGACGACAGUAAUAAACGACAACGUCAACAACAAGAUCAGUCUGAGAGAUGCAUAUGAGAGACCUAUUUUCCAGGGGCGGCAGUGACUCCGACUCGCACUCCGUCGCGCCGUCCGAAACGAAGUCAGAAGCGACCCAUCGCCAUGAGCUGCUGUUAAAAGUGCAGUACGCCCUCGCCGACAUCAUCGGCUUGGGCGCAUUACCAUCCAUCAUCCCGCCCGGCCGAGAACACCACCACUGCAAAAAGCGACCAGUCUUCAUCGCUUGGCAUCCCGUGGCGGACAACCUAGGGGUGUUAUUCGCCGAGCAUACGCGACUGGGGCAAGCUAUCACCAAGGAAAUGGGCGAGUUUCCAGAUCCGACAAAUCACUGGGCUGUAUUGGUGGGGGAUCAGGAUGCGGAUUAUUAUCAUGAGUUGUGGAUGGAGAAAGACUUCACAGUGGUAAACCAGCAUGGCUUGGUCGGGUCACAGAAGUGGACGAACAAGCUACAAGUUGGUGAGACAAGGUGGAAUGAUCAAGCAGUAUUAGCAGCCAGCAACAAGGCAAUAAAGCAGAUGAAGCCAAGGUAUGGCUUGAUCGAUAACAACUGCCAAAUCUUCGCCUCUCACCUCCUCCUUGAGCUAGGCAUCAAAUUGGGAACAGAUAUCAACACUGCUAAGGAUAUGAGAGACAAGUUACUCGCAGAGUUCAGCGAGAUAUCAUGGCGGAAGAAACUGGCCAACAAGGACUGGCAGACCCCGAAAUUCCUAAAGGUGAAGGAGAUUCGGCGGAGCAUCAGCCCUGUCUUUGGGGGAAAUGUAGAACCAGAACCAGACGCACAUGAGGAGGUUGUGAUGCAGGAGAGGAAAGCCAAAUCACGACCUUUUAGUUGGGGGAAGAAGAAAGAAGUGGUUGCGCAACUUCCAACCUCGCCAUGAGUAUUACGCGUCAGGCCCCCUUGACACUAACUAAAACACCAAUGAUACCCCCAAUACCUCUGAUCAAACUAUCAGAGUAUAAUUCAUGUAUUUCCCGUUCCCUGCCGCACGCGGAUAAUCACCGCAUCCAGCGUCUGCCUACGGAUGAUGAGCCUGUCAAAGUCAAAAUCCCACUGGUCUCCAUAUGUCGUUUGUCCUUGUUUUGUUAGUAAUCACACAAGACUCCAUGCAACAAAGGCAAGGAAAAGAGUAUGGGAAUGAGAAAGAGAGAAGGAAAAACGGAAAAGAUUUACACCGCGGCUUUUUUGCAGCUUAGACAACCACAUCGUCUAGUCAUUAAACAAAUAUGAAGCAUCUGCC